AUGGUAGACAGUAUGUCAUCUUUGUCGUGUUCUGAAAUUACACGAAAUCCAUUCGAUAGCGGGAUUGAAGAUCGCACAAACUGCCCAGACUUCAGUCCUUCCAUGUUCUCCAUUCAAGAAACACCGGGAAGUCAAAAGGUAUGAUUUUAAGUGAACUUUUGACGACACAGUUCAAUAUUUAAGUUUAUGCUGUUGCAAUCAACACUCUGUUGUUAAAAUUACUUUUUGUCUGUCGCAGAAACGACGUAGUUUUCGAUGGUCAAUCGGGCAAAUUUCACGGUUGGUAAGUGACUGGAUGAAAGAAAAAUAAUUUACAAGCCUCCAAGACUUUGAUCCUUUGUGAUCCUUUUAGAAUAUAGAAGUAAUUCUCUUUAUAUGAUAAUAUAGCUUGAGUAGUGUCAGGAAAAUUGACUUUAGAACUCAAGAACGCUGACGGUGUUUUUAUUGAUCAUGCAGUAGCACGUUUUUCUAAUUGUUUUAUCCUUGAGCCUAUUGCUUCGAUUACCUUACAUCCUACAAACUCUCAGGAUAAAAUCAAGCCUUAAGUUAAUUAAAGUGAACGAGAUCUCGUUUUUAAGAUGUCAAAAUGUCAUUUUAGUUUUUGAGGAUACUCUUAAGAUGCAACAUUUUCAGUCAAUAAAAUUAAAGUUUAAGACUUAAUAAAAUUUAUAUGUUUAAUGAACAUAUAAAGAGUUUUUUUGGUACUAUAUUGAUUUCAUCAAAAUGUUGGCAAAUCAUUCAUGAUUCAGAAUCCUGCUGAUAUUGAAGAAUUUCCAGAUCAAGAAUACAGCACCACAUUUGAAAGGUUAGUUACACCUCAUUUAACAAAUAAUUAUUGUAUUCAACAAUUCAGCAAUGGUGGUUUCUACAUUUAUUACACCCAUUUUGAAAUCACUGGUGGUCUCUGUAAUCUGAUUGGUUCUAAUUGGUGUGAUUUAUUCACAAAUCGCACCUUUUUUUGCUCUAAAUCGCAACUUUUUCCUGGCCAAUGAGGAGGCUAGUCACUAAAAACAAAACAACCAAUCAGACUUCAAGGCUUGUUCAAAGUAACAGAUCAAAUUACAGGAAAAUGAAAGAUGCAAUUAAACUAUGUCAAGAUGUCCUAACAACUGAACAAAAAUUCAAAAUUGAUGGGUUUUGCCUCAAUUGUCUUUUAGUUGCUGUUCUGUAUGAUUAGAAAUCGUUUUCCAAACCUCUCAGACACCAUUAGAGAUAUGAUAAAAAUCAAAACCUUGUCUUCUGAGCCACUGCUAUAAGUUAUGGAUCAUUAUUUUCAAAAGAUUUAGUUAAAAAAACCUUUUUUUCAUGUCUCAUGUUAUUAAUAUAGGGAAGAAGAUGAAAUCGCUGCUCAAGAAAAAAUAGAUGAGGUUGGUUAAUACACACUACUACUGAUUUACAUUCAAGCAAUAUUAUAUCACAGGGUUAAAGCUGAACAAGGGCAAUGCUAUAAGAGGUGCCAUAGCAUGCUAGGCUAUGGAUUGAAAUGUUUCUAUCAAUGACUAGUGUCAUGUUCUUCGCCUGUCCCUUUCCACUCAGAGAUACAUUCACAUAAAUGGCAAAUGGCAAAAUCAAAGGGAAACUUAGCAAAAUGAUAUUAGGGGGUGUUUGGAAGUGUAACCUGUGAAGAAAAGUAGAUAGGUAGUACUGGCAAUACUAAGAGGUUGUUUUACGCUACAGAAAUCACAUUGCAACAUUUUUAGCUCUGGCCACUAUGCAAGUCUUGUAAUCAAGUUAUAUCAUUCAUUUUUUUUUUUCAUAUUUUAGUAUUUCUCUCAAAACUUUAUUGUUCCAUCUCCAUGGACACCAAACCAUGAAGCCAAACAUGUGAAGUUCUCUCCUCUGCCACCUGCAACUGCAUGUGAGUGUUCCUUGGCAUUUAAAUUUAUUAGUGGAGACUAAAAAGUAAAGCGCUUAUGCAGGCCCUAGUGGCCCAUGGGGCUGGCGCUUAGCUCUGGUUUCCUUUAGCAUGAAGUGGCUAGGAGUAUUGCUACUCCCCCCUGGAUGGGAUGCUGGUCCAUCACAGGGUUACCCCCAGGACAUUUGCUGGUACCCAUUUGUACACCUGAGUGAAGAGAAGCACUGUGAGAGUAAAGUGUCUUGCCUAAGAACACAACACAAUGACUCCAGCCAGGGCUCAAACCCAGACCACUUGAUCCGGAGUCGAGUGCACUAACCAUGAGGCCACCGUGCCUCCUAGUGAAGACUAAAGCCCCAUUCAAAUGGUAACCUUGACAAUGGUGUAUCACUGUAUAUGAUCAUUCUUUAGUGUCAUUUAGUUUCACACAUUUUGUAGUAGAUUGGGAUCAAUAUCAGUAUCUGGACAACUGCCCACCUACCCUUCCCCUAACCCAACAUUCACCCUAACUUGUUAUCAAUUGACUGUUGUUGGGUUAGGGGAGGGAUAGGUGGGCAGUUACCCAGAUAAUGAUAUUGAUCCGUAGAUUGCUUACAAUGCAGUUAUUAAGAAUCAUCAAAGACUGUAAUUUACAUUGUCAAAACAUAUAAUGCACUUAAUUUCAAAUUAGAUUUUUAUUGUUAGCUGAUUAAAGAAAUAAUCAGCCUAUUGAAAUAUUACAAAUUAUCUUGUGAAAAUAAUUCCAUCCUAUGUAGGAAAAUUAGAGUACCUGUGAUAAUGGAACCUUGUUCUUAACUUUGCUUUUAGACAUUGAGGCUUUAAGUUCAGUAGAAUCGUCCUAUUCAUCACCAAUGUCAUCAAAUAGCAAAGCAAAGGCUGAUGGUAAGAAAAAUAAUUUUAACCUCUUUUUAAUCACUGCAUUUCUUUGUGUAGGUUGGAUUUGAGCAACAGGACUCAAAAAUCUUGAAAAUGAAGAGAAAUACCUAAAUUAACUUCAAACUGAGAAGCAGCGGUCUCUUAAAUUUAAAUAACAUUUUCAAAUUAGUUUUUAUUGUUUCAGCAAGCAGUCAAACAAAGCUUUCUUUACCACCAGACUUCGACCUACAAAAUCACAUUGGUAAGUGAAAUAUUUUGAACCAAAUUGUCGCUGGGUUUCUCAGCCAUUCUUUCGGGUGUCAAAAAAUGCUCCUUCCAAAAGUAGCUUCUUUCAGUGGAAGUAGCAUCGCAAGACAUUCCAAAGAACUGCUACAAAGGUGACUAAAUUUUCACGAUGUAUUUCCAAAUUGCAGUGUGAGUGUCAUUGAUGAGGGUACUGAAUUGCAGGAUUUUUUAAAUUGCUCCUCUCGCGUUUAGGUUGGUCACAUACUUAAUUAAGGUCAUUCUUUUCAGAUGCAGCUUAUUACAAUAAGGAUGGUCUCAAUGGUAGUAAAGACACUUCAUUAUCAUCAUUGAGACGGAAGCUUUUCACACCAACAGAUACAAAAACCGCAGCAGAGAAGGAUCAGUUGACAGUGCCAUACCAUAUAAAGUAAGUAACUAAGCAACAGUUCCCCCACUGUAAGAAACCUGUUCAUAAGGUAAUUUAUCAGUACCAAGAAAGACUGUGGAUUAGGCUUCUGGUUUAGUAUUCAUAAUUAUAUAAGAAAUGGCAACAAUCAUAAGUUAUGAAUUUCUUAUUUCAUUUGUUUUAGAUCCAUCUUGAAGAGUCCUAAAAGCCCUGCUUUUGUAAGUUAUUUUAGCCUAAAGAUUGGUCCAAAUAUAACCCAUUGUUCUGAUCAAUGAAUGAUUUACUCUCAUUGAAAUAAUUAAAAUAAGCUACAUAUAAUUAAGGUGGGGGCUUGGUGGUUGAUGCAGUGGAUGAAGAGGUCCUGGGUGUACCUGAAAAAAUGCAACCUAGGGGAGAGGUAACCUUUUGGGAAUGGGUACCAGUAAAUGUUGGGCAAACUUGACAAAAUACACAGAGAAGGAAAUCUGCUGGAGUCUAGCAUCCUAGACAAGAUUAAAGUAUUGUUUUAUUUAGAAGCUGCUCGUGCAACAGAAAGUAAAUUGGUAAAACUACAGCGUAUGGGGCCACUUAUUUGCAUGUUAUCAAUUCUUAUCAUUCUUAAAAGCAUGCUGACAAGGUGGACCGCAGUGGCCUUCUAUUCUAGUUGCUUCUGAGAAUUAAUUUGAAACUGUAAUUUUAGGUGACUUCAAGCCCUGUAUCUGACCAAUCAACCCCAAGGCAUGCUGUGAGACAAAGGCAUUCCACAGCUAGCACCAUGUCUAGUCCAAACAUGUCUCCAAUAAAACCUUUACCCACUGUACAAGAAACACCCACAUCAGCAAGAAGGGGGUAUUUAUCGAGACAAAGCCUUAGCCCCAUGGACUGUUCGUCAGGUGUGCUUGAGUCUUCUGGAAUUGAUAUUAAAGGCGAUAUUCUUCCUGAUCUGUCUCCGAUCAAAGCAAUUGGGCAGGCAGGAAAAUCUGUGAAUGGUAGGUUAUGUAAUAUAAAUCGGGUUUCUUUCAAACUCACUAAAAAAAAUGUCUGGGGUCUGGGUACGACAACAAACGUUUCGCGUCACUGAUGUUCGAGGACUUGAUAGCAUUUUUCCUUGAAAGUCAUUCGAGAGUGUGUUGACUUCACAACAGUCCUUAUUAUUAGUUUAUCAUACCACUUUGGUGUACUUUAAUCGAGAAAUGGCCUGGUUAUUAUAGUACGUUACAGCAAGUUCUUUCGCAGAACGAGUGAAAUUAGGGUUUAAUGUAAAUAGUACUAUGGAAAUUGAGAACGAAUCAUCGCUAUCAGGUAAAAAAACUUCAGUAAAUUUCUGCUUUUAUUUUAAUGUAUAUUUCUAAGCCUGCUUGAAAAUCAGAUCAACUGUUGUAGAAGAAUUGUUUGUGAAAUCUUCUAUUCAUGUUUAUCGUAAGAUUCAGCACUACACUAUAAAUAGUUCAUUUCAAAAUGAGCAGUUGACUCUUGAUCGAGCAAGACUAUUCGACGAAGCGUACUUCAGGCUCUAAAAGUUGUUCAGUACUAACCUCUGAAAGAAUUUUCAAUAGACUCCCUUUGAGAUUUUAUCACACAGCUUUUUAGAUGAUGUGUUUUAGUUGGAGGUCAGACAUAGGUAUACUUUAAAUGAAAGAGUUGGUAGUGCUUUGGACUCGAGUUGAAACCCCAACCAAAGCGCUUGAGAGCGUCAUUAAACGAGGUUAAUUAUUGUGAAAUGAACCUGCUUUAAUGACCAAGCUACCAAAAGUCUCCUUUGGCUGAGUUCACUGCUGUAAAUGCACCCAAAGUACUAAUGGCAUUCAUCAUGGUGUUCAUUAAAAAUUGUAAUAGCAUAUAUUUAAGAACAUUCUUAAGAAACUGGAGGAUAUUCUUCCAUUCCAUCAAAAUUUAGCCAGAGAGCUUUGAAUAGAGGGAAAAGCUUAACAGUUUGGUAUAGAUUCAAUGUGGAGUGGGAGCACUGGGAAUUUUUUUAGAAGUGUAGUUGUGUCACUGGAGGAAAAAACUGUUUUUAGGGCUCUGAUGUAGAUUGUGAAAUAGAGCAUUUAGACAAUGAGGCACUUCAAUACACUUACUUUCAAAUUUUCUCAUGUUCUGUAGACAAAGAAGAUCCUAAUAACUCAGUCGAUGAUGGUGGUCCUCUAGAAGUAUCAGCUCUCUCCACAAAGGAAGACAACGAAGAAGAGGACUUGGAAAAGAAAGAGGAACACAUCAAUGAUUAUGAUGAUGAUGAUGAUGAUGAUGAAGAUGAGGAGAUGCCACCAAAAAUCACAAUGGAGGACUUAGCUGAUGAUUUAGAUUCUACAGAUGAUGAAAAAAUGACUGAUCAAAGCACAGAUUCUCCAGAAUUAAAGUUUACAGAAUCAUCUCCUAAGGUAAUAUCAGACCCAGGUGAAAUUGAAGCAGAGGUUUUGGAUGCCAAGGGUGAUGAAAAGGACAGCUCAAGUGUAGAGAGUGGUGGAGCAGAAGUUGAAAAAAUAAACCAAGAAUCAGAGUUUGAUAAACAUGGACAGGAUUCAAGGCCAACCAGAGACUUUCAAUCAAGACAGCAUGCAUCCACUACCAAUAGAAGUGCUCAAGCUAUGGAUUAUAGCAGUACUGACCACUACCACAAAUCUAUUCACCUUAACGAACUUGACGAGGAUGUGAUUAUAAUGAGGGCAAAAGUGGCAUUGAGAAGAGCUAAUAGGUUGUCUCCACCUAAAGGUGUAAGCAAUUUCUCAUUUGAUCCCCAAAGCUUAACACUCUCUGAUUUGAGUUUAAAUGGUUCAACCGUAUGGGACCCAGUCAGAAUGUCAACACCUUUAGUUACUGAGUCAGGCAUGUCCACAACAUACAGAAGUUAUAUAAGGGAUAAUGACAGUCACCAUGGAUACAAGUCCUACAGCAGAUCACGUCGGUACAAAGGUGGUGGAGUAGCAUAUACUGAUGAGUCUGGAAUUGGGCGAAGUGAAGGAGAAAUGCCUCUGUAUAACUCCCAUGGAAUCUCCGGGAAGAGACUGUCUCCAGCUCCUGUAGUGGAACACAUUAUACAAGGGAGAAAACAACAUGGAGAUUUUGAAAGUAAGGAGAAAUUAUUCGCAAAGACAACAUGUAUACCAUGUUAGGCAUAAUAUUAUUCUUGAACCAUUGAUUCAGUGGAAAUUACCACAUGUUUGUGAGUACUCCACAGUCAUCUCAUUUGAUUACUUGCUAAUGAUAACCAUUUCAACUUCCUGCAAUAUUUGGGGUUGACUGAUGUGCUCUCUGCUAAUGUGCAUGUGGAAAUUUUUUCAUGUAUACUGUCAGUGCAUCUUCCUUUUUUUCCAAUGUAAGAUUACUAGAAAUCUAAAUCCUGAUGACUUGUGCCUGCUAAAAGUAACUAUUGACAAAUUCAACAUAUACAAACAAUUAAAACUGUAGCACUUUACACUUGAUAACUUGAUCCCUAGGGCCAGGUUGUUUAAAACUAGGUGAAGAUAACCUAGGGUUGUUGUGAAAUCUGAUUUAAGAUCUGAAAGCGUUCAAAGGAAAUUCAGUAGAAUUCUUUCUGUCUAUGAUCUGACGACUGGAUGCUUUAAAAAGAAUAGAGAAAAUUAUCCCAAAAAGGCCUUUUCCCAAAGAAAUAAAGAAACCAGAAUUAAAGUUUAACCUUGGGUCAGUGCUAAUCAGCCAUCAAACAACUGGGCCCAGAUAACUAGACUGGUUUCUUAACUUGAAUUUACUGAGCCACAUUCUUAAAGAUUUCAGCCUUCAGUAGAUAACUUGAUUUCCAGAUAACCUUUUUACCUCCCUUAAAAGUUGAACUUGUCUGAAGUCAACUGGGAAACAGAGUUGACCUUUUCAACUGAAAUGAAAAUGUUUUAAGUUGGAAAUCAGUGUCAGCCUUUGCAUUGUAUUUCACUAUUCUCCCUUUCCAGACAAUCGUUCUAAGAUUUUUUUUUCUUUAUCUUAUCCAGGGCACUACCCAUUAUCCUAUUCCAGGAGAAAGCCCAGUUCUCCAUUAUUUUCCUCUCAGAAUUACAAAAAAUGGCAGCUUUCCCAAACACAUCCAAUGUCAUACGUGGAAUGGAAAGCUCUAUACUGGAGGCCACCAAAAGAUGUUUAUUGGUGGAGAAAUGAUUACCGAUAUCACACUGACCAAUAUGGUUACGAUACAGACUUCAACAGGUAAAUUGCUUCAUCAUCAGUUGCAUUAUGAAAAUGAGCCUUAAGUUACCAUACCAUUAGAAUGCUUUCAAAUUCAACUGGUUUUUGAGAUACCCAAUGGAAAGAUAUUCUAAAAAAGUGACCGAUGGAUGAAGAUCACUUGUGAAUGAUCAUAAUGAUUAUCAUAAUACAUGAACAGGAAUUUUGAGUAGUAAGAUUUAUGUAAAGUUGUCUCUGCUGUCUAAAAAGCAAUGGAUCUUUAGAGUAUUUCCCUUUUUUUUUGUAGAUCGUCUUGGCCACCAAGACCUGUUUCGUCAAAGCUGAUUUAUGGUUCACGCCCUCUGUCUCCCCCUGUUACUUUCCCACCUGCAAAGGUUCCCAGAGCAGUACCAGGGGGUUUUGUGUCAAAGAUUGCCUUACCUUCCUAUCAAGAUAGUGACAGUGGUUACUCUGAAUGGUCACGCAGCAUCAGUCAAAGGGAGAACUUUUUAAAAAGUCAACGCAGCUCCUCAGGAUUUGCUGGAGAUUUCCACUAUUAUUACUGAAAGAAAUGUGACCCCCUCCACUCCAAUGAGAAACAAAGACAGAAUUUCUCAUUAUCACAUAAAACUAAAUACAAUGCCACACAGUCAGACAAGUAUUGGGUAUAACAAAAAAUGUAUAGGGGGAUUUUUAGGGGAUCCAAUACCAAAUUCUCCAAACUCACAUCAUGAGAAUUGUAUAGCAGACAGUAAGGAGAAUUACUUAUGAGAUCUUGGAAUGAAAGGGUUAAAGAAGAGUUGUCUAUUUACAAUAGUAAUGUGUAUCCCUUUAAGAAGAUAUAUUCCUUCUUGUUAGGCAUGUUCAUUAAGACAAAGGCCAUUGAAUUGUGAGGGAAUAGCUGUCACCUGCCAUUCUGGUUAGGGGCAAUUGUUUAAGGGGCCUUGGUCCAUAUGAACAAAUCAAUUCUUGCAUGUGAAUGACUCUUUAUUUUAUAACCAUUUGGCACUUUGUUACCUCUUUGUGUACAUGUAUGGAAGUUGAUGAUUAUCAUGAUUACUGUUAUAAUUUUCUAAACACAUGCAAAUUGAUAAUGCUUUCACAAUUUUGUGCCCCACAAAAAAAGAGAAACUGUUAGUGCUAAGUGAGAGUAACAAAUACAAAAUUUCUUUAAAUAAUUUUGUUCUUUAAACUCUGUGGGUUGUUCAGUUUUAAUCCAAAAGUUCCUGUACAAUUCUUUUACAAGGUUACUAGAUUUUUAUCAUUGUUAUUAAAACAUUUUGUAUUACUCAUUAGUCAAGUGAUUAAAUCAAUAGGCAUGCUUUCACUGUAAAUGUAUAUUGUAAUAACAUGCAGUAUUUUUUGUUAAUUUACCCAGUUUGUUCAUAUGAUUAUUAUCUUAGAGUUUGUAAAUAAUUUUACCCAAUAUGUAAAAUAAUAUGAUUUCCAUAUGAGUCAGGAUUUUUGGUUCCAAUUUCAUCCUCAAAAAUCCUAAAAAGUCCAAUAUUUAUGUAUACCCACGUUAAGAUGUACUUGCAAAAGAUUGAUGAUUUCGGUUAUCUUUAAAUUUUCCUGUUCGCAUUCAAGAUCCUUGGCAAAUACUAGUUUACCUGCAGUCCAGUAUUCUUUCUCAGGCAAACAAAAUAAUUUAGCAGUAUGAGAGUCAGCAGUCAGCAAAGGGAAAAAUGGGAAUUGUUUUUCUUUGUUUUCUGUAUGGCUGACUCCUGGGCUGCAGCAUUAUCGCAAUACCUUGUUGAGAAGAAGACGUGUUUGUAGAUUAGGUAACUCUUUGAAUUAUUUUCCUCUUUCACAUGAUCUGUUGCAGUGAACUAAAGAAACACUUGUAAAUAUUUCUCAAGAAAUUUCAGGUUCAUUUGUAAUUGGUAAUUCACCCUAAAAUCCAGUUCAUGAUUCAUUUAAAGCGUUGUACAUAUGUAUUACAUCAUUAAAUUGCUGAUUUAAGAACAUUGAUAAAAAAUAUUUUAUCACUGUUGUUUAUAUUUUUAUCUUUGGCAAAUUAUGCUGGAGAACACACAAAUACUGCAUAGAUUGAGACAAUGAAAUGCACUUAUAUGUAGAGGGAACUGAAUUUUUCCUGCAGUGGAAAAGUGAAACAUUAAGGAGAAGUAUAAACACACUUGUCCUUCCAUGCUGAUAAAACAAGGAUAAGCUCUGGCACACAUUUGCCC
Pocillopora meandrina is the source of this 9640-nucleotide messenger RNA. NCBI's taxonomy places the organism in Eukaryota, Metazoa, Cnidaria, Anthozoa, Scleractinia, Pocilloporidae. The record is from the annotation of a GenBank genome assembly.